UGGCCGUGGUGUGUGUGCCGCGUAGGGCACCGGCGCGGGGCGGGACGCGCGCGGGCGGGGUGGGCCUCCCGGACAGCGGCCGCUAUAAGGCCGGCCGGACUGCGACACAGCCCAUCCUCUCGACCGCUCCCUUCGCGUUUCUCUGCCCCCGGUGCGCUCCGAUUUCAGCCCUCAGCCAUGGCGUGCCCCCUGGACCAGGCCAUCUACCUCCUCGUGUGCACCUUCCAGAAGUACUCUGGCAGGGAGGGUGAUAAGAACACCCUGAGCAAGAAGGAGCUGAAGGAGCUGAUCCAGAAGGAGCUCACCAUCGGCUCGAAGCUGCAGGAUGCUGAAAUUGCAAGGCUGAUGGAGGAACUGGAUCGGAACAAGGACAAGGUGGUGAACUUCCAGGAGUAUGUCACCUUCCUGGGGGCCUUGGCUAUGAUUUAUCAUGAAGCUCUCAAGUCCUAAAUAAAUUGGGAAGGUGGACAUCCCUCUAUGGGGUCUAAGUCAAAUCCAAUGGUGGGUUAUUGUAAAAUAUAAAAAGAAUUUUUUUUGUCAAAUCUA
Messenger RNA from Choloepus didactylus (southern two-toed sloth), 546 nucleotides. It is a transcript of the gene S100A6, whose product is annotated as S100 calcium binding protein A6. Gene Ontology annotation, cellular component: perinuclear region of cytoplasm; nucleus; cytoplasm. The record is from RefSeq and is a predicted model, not a curated record. Bases 178 to 450 code for a protein of 90 amino acids. The transcript is spliced from 3 exons. Gene Ontology annotation, molecular function: calcium ion binding; S100 protein binding. Lineage: Eukaryota; Metazoa; Chordata; Mammalia; Pilosa; Megalonychidae.